Messenger RNA from Galleria mellonella (greater wax moth), 6505 nucleotides. RefSeq lists its product as uncharacterized. The transcript has 18 exons. The record is from RefSeq and is a predicted model, not a curated record. Lineage: Eukaryota; Metazoa; Arthropoda; Insecta; Lepidoptera; Pyralidae. The coding region runs from base 123 to 5570 and encodes 1815 amino acids.
AUUUGACAGUUCACCGCGUCUAACAGCUGUUUUACCAGUCGUGAAGUAUAAUAUUUAAAUUUAGUGACCGCACGUGUUUAUUUAUUAGAAGGAAAUUGUACUGUUUUUAGGCCAUUCUAACAAUGGAAGAAGACGCAACCGUUAAAGCGCCUGUUACCCCUUUGCGGCGCAGACUCUCUAUUGAACAGACUGAGGACACCAGAUCACCUUCUACUCCAUUAACAACACCAACUAAGAAAAGAGGUGGUCGACUAGCUACAAAACCACAGUUGGACUUAAUUGAUGAAAAUGCUUCAGAUAAUACUCCUAAAAAAGGAACAAAGAAAGCCACUGUAAAAGACAUAGAAGAAGAGAAGCCCCUCACACCAUCUAGGCGCAGUGCACGAAUCAAGUCUAACACUAGUCUAAUCUUAGAUACACCUCAAGCUCAAGAUUCUCCAAGAGCCAAAAGAGCUGCUAGAAGAACCUCACAAAUUGGAAGUGAUAGUGAAACUCUUACACCGGCAAGACAAACAAGGAAAACAAGGAAGGAUUCAUCAUCAAGCAUUGAUAAACAAGAUGCAGUUUUGACUGGUAAAACAACGGCCAUAACAGAACCUAUAGUUGAAGAGACAGAAACAAAUGACAAAAAUGCAAAUACUUAUAAGGGAGGCACAGAAAAAAAUAAACCAAUUCGUGCAAGUCCCAGAACCAAAAGUAAAGCUGAACAAAAUGGCCCCAAUAACAAUGUUAAUUCUGAGACUAACAAUACCUCUCAUGAAGUUGAAAGAAAACAGAAUAGUCACUUAAAAAAAUUAAAUGACCUACCUAUUGAUAAAGAACCUGUUGUUAUAUUAAACUCCUUAAUCUUGCAAAAAAAUAGUACUGAAGAUACUGCAAAAUUACCCAAUCACAAAAAUUCAGUAGAAACAAAUGAAGACUUUCAUACAGUUAACAAAUUUGGCGAGUCGUCUAUUGACAAUAAUUUCCAAAUUAGCUUAGUUAAUAAGGACAAAUCGAAAACACUAAAUAAUGACAAUAGUCAAGUAUCAAGUACUCUGACCAACAAAAACGACAAUGAAAAAUUAAAACUAUCAGAGUCAAAUGCAAACUUAAUUAAUAAAUUAGAUCAUAAACCAAAAAAUGUUCCUGGUAUGAAUAAAAGUACUUCAAACAUUGCAGACAGUAACAAUGUAAAAAAUAAAAGAUACAGAACUAAAUCAUGGACAAAUCUAUCAUCGACAUCAUUAACCCAAAACCCUAUUGACUUUAAUAGUGACAAUGAGAUAAUUAAAAAAAAUAAAAAAACCAAAAAUUCAUAUAAUAUACACAACAUGUCUGAAAACAUUGAUUCUCUUGGUAACAACAUACUAAACAAAUAUAAAGAGGAAAAUGAUACAAACAAGUCAGAUAUUUUAAAUUCUUCAUCCUCCAAAAAAAUAAAGAGAAUUACUGAACUAUCAGUCUCAAAAGAUAAAGAAUUAACAGUUAGAUCUACUAUUACAACAAUAUCUAAUGAAGAAAAUUCCACUGUAGGUAAAGUGGAAUAUUUUAAUAAUGAAAAUAACAAAAAUAACUUGAGUAAUUCCCAGAAUAAUAAAAGCACAGAUACAAAUGUCUUGGAAAAAGGACCAGUUUCUGUCAUACAAUCCAUUGUGUAUUUUGAAGACUCUGAUACUGAUAGUAAGGGAAAAUCAAUUAAAAACCAGUUAUCUGAUAAUGAAGAUCAAUGUGUUCCAGUAAUAAAUAACAAUUUUGUAAUAAAUAACUCAUUAAAAUCACCUGCUAUUGAUAUAACAGGACGAAAAACGGAUCAAUCACUUAAAAUAGCUACUGAAAAUCCUGGUUUCAGUACUAGCUGUGAACCCAUGGAUAUUGACGAAACUAUUCCGAGUAAUACAUCGAUAAUUGAUGAUUCUAAUCAGAUGGUGAUUAAUGACAAAGAUACAAAUUCAAACAAGGAACAACAAACAUCCCAAGAAAAUAAGAGCUUAAAUAUACCGAAAAAAACAUCUAUGUCUCCUUCAAAAUCACUAAAUUUGGAAAAAACACAUAAUGAAACCAAAAGUACUCUUAUAUUAUCUCAAUUAAAGGACGAGUCAUCGUCAGAAAAUAGUGUGGCGAAGUCCCCAAUAUGCCAUAUCAAUGAAAUUAUGUCUAAGUCUUUUAAUAAUGUUGAAGGUAAAGAUAACAAAAAUGCCAAAAAAAAGAAUUCGCUUGAUUAUUCAACUAGUACACCAUUACAACAAAAAACUUUAAAGAAAUUAACAAUGCAAAUUAAUACUUCAGAAAUAAAUGAUUCUAACACUGAAGUAAAGCAAACUAAUUCAUAUAAUGAAGGUAAACAUACAACAUCUGCAGAAUCAAAUAAAUCCAAAAACCUUGAUAUUGCACAGGAUAAUUCUAAUUCGGAAGAAGAAUCUUAUUCAGAAGAAGAAUCCAUUCCACAAAAAGAAUCAUCUAAGGAAUCAACAUCUAUUCUUGACGACGAAGCUGAAGAAGCUAGUGACGAUUAUGAGUCAGGAGAUAGUAGAGAUGAUGACGAGAGACAAUAUGAAAAAGAAAAUGAAAUUUUAGAAAAAGGCGAAACCUUAGAUUCUGAGGAUGAAGUUACAGAUGAUAGUGACUAUGAAAAAGACUCUUUUGUUGUUAGUACUGAUGAAGAUGAUAAUGAAUUACUAGAUGGAUCUGGUGAUGAUCUUUCAAUGAGUGAUAAUGAACUUACUAUGAGUAAAAAGUCGAAGAAAAAAUAUAACGAAAGAAAAAAUAAAGAACAAAAACUUGCCUCAAGAGAAAUGUUUGAAGCUCGUCAUAAUAUAUCAAAAUCAGAAAAGUUGAAAUCUAAACCAAAGAACCGACAACGUUUAGACUCCUCCAAUAUAGAUUCUGACGAAGAAGUUAUAGCAGUCUCUAAAAACCAUAAAAGGAAUAGAUUACAUUCUACACAAGAAUUGGAAACGGACAAAUUGCAAAUCACGAAAGAUAGACAAUUAUCAGACUCUGUGUUAAAUGUUAGUGCAAAUAAAGAAACAGAAAUUUCGUUGCAAGAUAAUGAGAAUAUAUUCAGCAUAGAAGAUCCUCUGUCAAUGCAAGUAAAAUCUGAGCCUAAAACUCCUCAAAAGGAAUUAGAAAUAACUACGGUUCCUAUUGCUGACGAUAUUGAAGAAAUAGAUGUUAAUGACAAUUUGUCGAUAAGGAAUACUAGUAAUGAAUCAUCUGAUCCCUUGCAAAAUGAAAAACUUGAUGAAAAUGACUCUUUAAGUGAAAAUGAAGAGAUAGUAGAAAAUUAUGAUUCAGUCUUAAAAGAUCUGAAUAAUAUAAAUAGUAAAAAAAUUAAAAUGGUUGACACAUCACUGGACUCUAAUGUAAAAAGUAAUAAAAAAUGUAAAAGUAAUGAACCAAUUAUAGAUCAGCUUAAUCUUACUCAAACUAAGAAAUGCAAGAAAGAUAGAAAAAAAUCAAUAUCAAAUAUUGAGAAUUCCAAAGAAACUAAAAAAACUGAAGACAAUAGAAAAUCAAACAAGCCAGCUGUCGGUGACGAUGAUUCAUCUGAUUCAAUAGACUUGCAUUUGCUAUUUUCUGAAGAUAGUAUGGAUAGUGUAAACAAAAAUACUGAAGACAAAAAUAAAAAAGAUUUCAUACCUUUAAAGAAAUCAGAAGGAAACACGAACAUUCCAAAUGAUAUUUCCGUAACUACAGAACACAACAGUUCCAUGAACAAAGAAAAAACUAAAAAACACAUAUCUUCAUUAUGUCUAUCUAACAAGAAACGAUUUGAAAACAAUCAAGAAAAUAUUGAGGAGUUACCUAUAUUUGUUGAUACUAUUGGAGCUCGAGGAGACACUGACUUGUCUGGGAACAUGUCCUUAAAUACCAGUAAAAGUAAAAAGAACAAAAAGGAUAAAUAUCAGGCUGUAGAUAAUGAAAUAGAAGCACAAUAUACAAAUAAUGAUACAUCUAAUUUAGAGAACAAUGAAAUGUCUAUAAAUAUUUCACUGAAUACCAGCAAAAAGAAAAAGAAGAAACACAAUAAAUCUUCUAACAGUGAAUCAGAACCAGUAGAAGAAAACAAUCAAGAAAAUAUUGAGGAGUUACCUAUAUUUGUUGAUACUAUUGGAGCUCGAGGAGACACUGACUUGUCUGGGAACAUGUCCUUAAAUACCAGUAAAAGUAAAAAGAACAAAAAGGGAAAACAUCAGACUGUGGAUAACGAAAUAGAAGCACAAUAUACAUCUAAUUUAGAGAACAAUGAAAUGUCUAUAAAUAUUUCACUGAAUACCAGCAAAAAGAAAAAGAAGAAACACAAUAAAUCUUCUAACAGUGAAUCAGAACCAGUAGAAGCAAUUGAAAACAUGUCCAAGGUACUUAACUCGACUGCACCACACGAAUCUUUGAACAUAUCAUCAGAGGCUAGUGUAAAGAAGAAGAAUAAAAAGAAACAUAAAACAUCUACACUUAAUACUUCCCAACAAGUCCCUGUAGAAGAGGAUAUCCUGGUGGCACCGGAAGCACCUUGUAACACUACACUCAAUACAAGCACAAAGAAAAAGAAAAAUAAAAAAAAGCAAAACACUUCCGCCACCGAUGAUACUAUUACGCCACAAAAUACAGUACAAGAUGCCCAAAUUAAUGACGACGCUCCCACAGAAGUGCCUUUCCAAAGUCAUAAAAAUGCUCAAAGUCAUAAUGACGUAGAGACUGCUGUAAAUAACAAAGGAACCUUCAAAGAGGAUACUUUAAAUAUGAAACAUGACAAGUCCUUAACUAAAGCUAACCUGAACAGUUCUUUGGGAAGUAAAAAGAAGGGGAAAUUGAAAGCAGACGCGGUCCCCGAAAUGACAGAAGAUAUAAUUACACUUAGUGGUAAUGCUGAAGAGGUAGAAAUUCUGAAGAAACGUAAACGAAAAUUGUCCGCUUCAACGAAUCCUGAUGAAGACACUGAAAAAGAUGACCUAAAACGAUUGGAUGCAUCUGAAGUUUCAAAUGAACCAUUGGUAAAAAAUCAAAUUAAAAAACGCAAAUUAUACCACGUAGAGGACGGUAAUAAUGAAAAAGAAAAAUCUCAAAAAAAAGGUAACAAAAAACGUAAAGAAAGGGAUGAUGAUGAAGAAAAUACAACCUCCAAGAUAUUCAAGAAUAAUUCAUUUGAGAAAGUCAGUGUACCACGUCUACCUUCAGCUCUUCUCAGUCAAUUAGAUGACAAACCCAAAAAGGAGAUACUUGACAUAAAGAAAUCAAAAAUUAUAUCAACAACACAAUUUAAAGUAGAAGAUGUAAGAAAGAGAAGAAAUAAACCAUCCAACUAUUUGGAAGAGAGUGUGUAUUUAAAUGAUGCAAAUGAAAAAAAGAAACAAAAAGGAAAUAUCAAAAUUCCCAAAGUUCUCCCUUUUGUACCUACAGUUUCAACAUCGGGCAACGGUUUUACUACUAACUUUCAAAUCAGCGUAAUACCGAAGGAGACCAAAUUUAUUGCUCAAACAGAGAAUAUUCCAAGUUUUAAAAGAGAAUAUUUGUAUAAUAAAAAGAUUAAAAGACUGGGCACUUAUGAACUGUAUAAAAGACAAAGAAAUAUGAAAAUAUCCAAAUUUUAAUCGCACGUUUUUUUUUUUGUGUAGUUAUUAUUAUGAUAAUUUUGUUGUCCAGACUAUUUCCGCCUAGUUUUGUUUUGUAUUCAAUGUUCCGUUUGUUGUUUGUAUACCUUAUUAACACAAUGAAAAUUCAUUGAUAUUUUCAUCAUCGUGAAUAAUAUUCACGCGGAACAAAAAGAGCUCACAAAUACUCAUAAAUUAAAUCACUAUGUUUGUUAUAUAGAUAUAAGAAAGCGUACUUUUCAUUACACUUAAGCUUCACCUUUAUAAUUAAUUAUUUAAGAUAUUUCACAAGUUACUAAAUCACCUUUCAUAAAAUAUCUAUUAAUAUCACUUUUAUACAUUUCAAUAUUUAAUAUGGAUGGAAUAUAGAAACGGACAAAAUAAAUUGGAUGUUAUUCAUAUAAAAUUGUAUACAUAAAUACUCUUUCAACUAAUUCAAUUAUUUAUUAUUAUUUUCUUUAUUAAUUUAACAUUUGCAUAUUAGUAUUGCGUAUAUUUUCUAGAAUGUAUCAUGCCUUAAUUGUUAAAUGUGAAGUUGUUUGUAUAGAUCGUAUAAAAUUUGUUUUAAUUGAAUUGUUUUUGAUCAUACAUAGCACAUUAAAAAUUGGAUGUCUUGAAACAGUUAAAACGUUUGAUUUUAUUAUUUGAAUUGUCUUUUUUUUAUGAUUAUUUUGCUUAUUUGUGUUACGAUAUAGAGACUAUCCAAAUUACAUUUAAAUGCUAUUUAAUAUUAAUCUAGUGUUAAUUUGUUAUAAAUUGGGAUUUUAAGAGUUCAAAUUUUACCGCUUUAAGACGAUAAGUUACUAAAAUCGCUACCAGUUGGCGCUUGCAUCGUUAAAAAGUGGUAUUAUCCAUGUGCCUUUUAUUUACUUAGUUUCAGAUUAAAACUUUCAUUAUUUUGAUAUUUCAUUCAAUAAACGUAAUCCUUAAACGAA